CGAGGAUGUGUCCCUGUACAUUUAAAUAUAGUACUUGUAUCGAGUAUUUUGUCUUAUAAAGGACACAGAAGUUGUCGUCUAGCCCCGGAGAACAGCAUAAUUCAGAGAUGGGUGACUUCUCGUCGCUCGGGCUUUCAGACUGGCUGAUUAAACAGUGUAAACAGCUGGGAAUAAACAAACCCACUCCUGUCCAGGAAAAAUGCAUGCCAGCUAUACUGGAAGGUCGGGACUGUAUGGGCUGUGCCAAGACUGGAAGUGGGAAGACAGCUGCGUUUGUGCUGCCAGUGCUGCAGAAACUCUCAGAGGACCCUUAUGGCAUCUUCUGUCUGGUGCUCACUCCCACCAGGGAGCUGGCCUAUCAGAUCGCGGAGCAGUUUCGGGUCCUGGGGAAGCCUCUGGGUCUGCGAGACUGCAUCAUCGUUGGUGGAAUGGACAUGGUGAGUCAGGCGCUGGAGCUGUCCAACCAACCACAUGUUGUUGUGGCGACGCCGGGUCGACUGGCUGAUCACAUCCGAAGCUCCGACACCUUCAGCAUGAGCAAGAUCAAGUUCUUGAUUAUGGAUGAGGCGGACCGGCUGUUGGAACAGGGCUGUACCGACUUCACCAAAGACCUGGAAGUGAUUCUGGGGAUUUUGCCAGCCAAGCGGCAGACGCUGCUGUUCAGCGCCACGCUCACCGACACGCUGCAGGAGCUGAAGACUGUUGCUAUGAACAGACCUUUCUUCUGGGAGAGCACGUCAGAGACGCGUACGGUUGACGAGCUGGACCAGAGAUACAUCCUCACUCCAGAGAAGGUGAAAGACGCCUACAUGGUCCACCUGAUCCAGACGUUCACAGACGAACACGAUGACUGGUCCAUCAUGAUCUUCACCAACACGUGCAAAAACUGUCAGAUCCUCACUAUGAUGCUCAGGGAAUUUAACUUUCCAACAAUCUCCCUGCACUCAAUGAUGAAACAGAAACAACGAUUUGCAAACCUCGCCAAGUUCAAGGCCAGCGUCUAUAAAAUCCUGAUUGCGACAGACGUGGCUGCCAGAGGUUUGGAUAUUCCAACCGUCCAGGUCGUCAUCAACCACAACACCCCUGGCCUGCCAAAGAUCUACAUCCACAGAGUCGGCCGAACUGCUAGAGCAGGAAGGAACGGAGUGUCCAUCACAUUGGUGACACAGUACGACAUCCACCUGGUCCACGCCAUCGAGGAAAAUACUCAGACCAAACUGAAGGAAUAUCCUGUGGAGGAGAAAGAAGUCCUGAAGAUCCUCACCCAGGUCAACGUGACCAGACGGAAGUGUGAAAUAAAACUUGAGUCAACAGACUUUGAUGAGAAAAAGGAGACCAACAAGAGGAAACAAAUGAUCCUGGAAGGGAAGGACCCGGACCUGGAAGCCAAGAGGAAGGCAGAGCUGGAGAAGAUCAAGAGCCAAAAGAAGAAGUUCAAAGAGAAAAUCCACGAGAGCAUUCAGAGACAGAAAAGUGGACAGCUGAAAAAGAAAAUGAUGAAGAGAAAACUAAAGAAAAAGAAAAAGGCAGAACAGGCAACAUUGUGAAACUGUUGUGGUUUGACUCAUGUACAUACAACUUUUAUUACUGUGCAAUAUCUGAUAUUUUCAUUUUUGUGAGCAUCUGCAAAUAAACAUGGAAUGGAUUUCAUGCCAGAAAAACAACAGCUCAACUUGGACAGCUUUAUUGAUUCAGUUUUACAAGGGAAUCACCGAAUUGUGAUCGCCCUUCACUGCAAAUAAGACUCUUUGUUUCAAAUAGGUAUAUACAUCACAUUGAGAUCUCUAGUCCAUUAAUUUAAUCUGCCUUUUGACGUAGAGAAUCAAAGAGUUUGGAUGCAAACUGACUUGGUUCUUCAAUGAUCACUGCACAUGAAGCAAUCCAUUGUGGCUCAGAAGAUGGAAAAGAAAAAACAACAACACCAAAGCAAUAUUACGGCAGCAGGUUUGUUUUUUUAAAGCUAUAACAUGUUAGGAUUUCAGUGGAACUGGUUGAUAUGAGAAACCAAUAAAUCACAAAAAUGAGAGGUUUGCACAUUGUCAACAAAACAAAACAACUUCUAAAUCAGUUAAACAUGGCGUCGUCUACUCACAACAUGAUUGUCACAUGUCUGCUGAAAUGAAGAGCAGGUGAUAACAGUGGAGUACAUUCUUACUGUAUUCAGAAAGCAUCUUUUCUGGAAGAGACUCUUGGUUACAAAACUACAAUCCCUCGGACAGUUUGAGGAUAAGAUACAAAUCUCUAAUGAAGAAAGGAACAGCGUCCGCCUCAUUCCCGUUGUCAGCAAGUUGCUACAAAACAUUUCUUUGAGUAAAACUACACAAAAAUGGCUAAACACCCAACUGAACAAAACAACAUGAUGCACAAAGCAGCAAAUCUGACAAAAAGCAAAAAAACAAGUUUGGAUCAACUCAAGGGUCACUUUCGAUCACGACUCGCACAAGUUCUGCAGGAAGAGGAUUUUAGGAUCCACAUAAACCCAGAGAGGAACUCCACGAGAAAUACAUAACGCAGGCAAAACAGCUUUGCACAAAUCAAAAGUCCACAGAAGGAAAAGAAACUUUACCAGCCUCCACUUGUUUUACUCCAGAGAAGGAAGGUGGCUUUAAAACAA
Molecule: messenger RNA, 2614 nt
Organism: Scomber scombrus (Atlantic mackerel)
Lineage: Eukaryota; Metazoa; Chordata; Actinopteri; Scombriformes; Scombridae
Gene: ddx49
Product: DEAD (Asp-Glu-Ala-Asp) box polypeptide 49
Exons: 13
Coding region: 108-1547 (479 amino acids)
Molecular function (GO): ATP binding; RNA helicase activity; nucleic acid binding
Source: RefSeq, a predicted model, not a curated record